Messenger RNA from Penicillium alfredii, 294 nucleotides. RefSeq lists its product as uncharacterized. The record is from RefSeq and is a predicted model, not a curated record. The coding region runs from base 1 to 294 and encodes 97 amino acids. Lineage: Eukaryota; Fungi; Ascomycota; Eurotiomycetes; Eurotiales; Aspergillaceae. The transcript is spliced from 2 exons.
AUGGGCAAGAGAUCCAGAAUAACUGUGCGAGACUACGCCGAUCACGUCAAAUUCGAAAACUUCGUGUGCCACUGGGAUCCCGCUGGAGCCUGGAACCGCGUUUACGGUGGUAAGAAAUCGAAUAGCAUGGGCUUCUUUGUCACCGAGAAUAUGAAGACCUCGGGUGAAAAGCCGGUUUGCCGCGUGCGAGUGAAGCGCGGAAGCUCGGUUGUGCUUGGAUUUGACAUGCCUGGGGAGGAUCAGCCGAGCAACGAGGACGUGGCUCGUGAGCUGAAGAGCCAGACUUCCGCUUAG